This is a messenger RNA of Ictidomys tridecemlineatus (thirteen-lined ground squirrel), 4775 nucleotides long. It is a transcript of the gene Crppa, whose product is annotated as CDP-L-ribitol pyrophosphorylase A. Gene Ontology annotation, cellular component: cytosol. Lineage: Eukaryota; Metazoa; Chordata; Mammalia; Rodentia; Sciuridae. Gene Ontology annotation, molecular function: D-ribitol-5-phosphate cytidylyltransferase activity. Gene Ontology annotation, biological process: protein O-linked glycosylation via mannose; isoprenoid biosynthetic process. The record is from RefSeq and is a predicted model, not a curated record.
UGAACUUGAGUUUCUCCUUGCCUCAGCCUCCAGAAUGGCUGGGAUUACAAGCCUGCUUCACGGCGCUUGCCUUGCCUUCCACAUAACUCAAGAGUUCUGACUGACCUCUGUUGCCUGUGCAAUGUUAAGUGGCCCUUAAGUAUGUAAGGACAAACACCUGCUCCACGCUGGGCCUGCCUGGGGAGAACCUAAAAGCCGGGAAGCCAGCCCUCCCGGAGGCGCUGGGCCGGGUGCAGAGGCCAGGAAAAACAGGCUCAGCUGCGGCCGCGGCUCGUCCCCUUAGGCCAGCCGUAGCGGGGUCCGGAGGCUCGGAGAGCACUUUAUUUGUCCGCAGCCCACGACGCGAUCCCGGCUGAGAACAGGAACAGCCACAGGCCUCUGAGGGUCGGGUCUCGCGGCGCCAUCCGACGCCGUCAUGGAGCAGGGACCGCGCGGCGGCGGCUCCAGGCCCGCAGAGCCGGGGCCUUGCCUGAGCAGUCAGUGCGGCGCGGACCAGGCGGCCUCGGUCUCCUUGCUGAGUGCUGGCGGGGCUGAGCCGGGGAGCCGCACGCUUGCCGUGGCCGCCGUGUUGCCGGCGGGGGGGUGCGGAGAGAGGAUGGGCGUCCCCACCCCGAAGCAGUUCUGCCCAGUCCUGGAGAGGCCGCUCAUCAGCUACACCCUGCAGGCCAUGGAGAGAGCAUGUUGGAUAAAGGACAUUAUUGUGGUGGUAACUGGAGAGAACAUGGAAGCAAUGGAAAAUAUCAUUAAGAAGUAUAAGCAUAAACGCAUCUCACUAGUUGAAGCUGGAGUGACUCGCCACAGGUCGAUUUUCAAUGGACUAAAAGCAUUGGCAGACAAUCAGCCCAACUCCAGACUUUCUAAGCCAGAAGUUGUGAUUAUCCAUGAUGCCGUGAGACCAUUUUUUGAGGAAGAUAUCCUCCUCAAAGUUGUCACAGCUGCUAAGGAACAUGGGGCAGCAGGAGCAGUUAGACCUCUCGUAUCUACUGUCAUCAGUCCCUCUGCUGAUGGUUGCUUAGACCACUCGCUAGAACGUGCCAGACACAGAGCAAGUGAAAUGCCACAGGCUUUUCUGUUUGAUGUGAUUUAUGAAGCAUAUCAGCAGUGUAGUGACUAUGACUUGGAAUUCGGAACCGAAUGUUUACAGUUGGCUCUAAAAUACUGCCACAUUAAAGCCAAACUUGUAGAAGGAUCACCUGACCUCUGGAAGGUGACCUACAAACGAGAUCUGUAUGCGGCUGAAUCGAUUAUUAAGGAGAGAAUAUCACAAGAAAUUUGUAUAGUUAUGGACACAAAAGAAAAUAAAGAACACAUAAGUCAUCUUCUUGAAGAAGUGCUAAAAACUGAAUUAAAUCAUAUACAUGUCAGAUCUCAGGCUUUGUAUAAUGCUGGCAGUGAUAUUCAACAUAUCAUCUUGGAGCAAUGCUACAAUUUUGUUUGUGUGAAUGUUAAGGAACCUGAUUUCCAAGAGACCCAGAAGUUAAUGAGUAUGCUUGAAGAGAGCAACUUUUCCAUUUUAUAUUCCAUUGUUGUAGUUUCAGUACAUUUUCUUGAUUUUAAAUUUGCGUCUCCCAGUCAGAAAAUGGAAAGCCUAAUGUGCAUUAGGGAAUUUGCAAAGAAAAUGAAAAAAAGAAAAGUUUUAUUAUAUGGUCUUAUCAUAAAUUACUCACAGGAUGAGCAGAAGCUACAGGAGAGUUUAAGGCAAGGUGCCAUCAUUAUUGCUGCCUUAAUUAAAGAAAGAAAUUCUGCACUCAUUGGCCAGCUACUGGUAGCAUGAAGAUGACAGGAUAUUAUGCAUCCAAAAUUAUUUGCUUAAUUUGUUUAAGUAUCUGUGUUGUGUUUUAUCCCCUUCCCUUCUCUCCCUUAUGUGAUAGAAUAUUUUCUAUAUCUUGUGAUUUAUAGUAUGUGAUGCUUUGAUUAUAAAAGUGGAUAAGUGUUGCUCUCUGUGAACUUGUACGUGUCAAAUAUAAAUUGCCUGAACCAGGAAAGAGUACAUGGUAGAAAAUAACAAAGGCUGAAAGGUCAAUUUGAAAUAAUGAACCUUCUAGGAAUGAGAAUUUAGAAAGCUUCAGUGAUUAUCUUAAUUCUGUUUAUUAAUCAUACUAUAUUGAAGCUGAUAAAUAAAUCUUUAGACCUCUCAAUUUAUUAAUAUUGUCUUUUCACCAUUUGAUAUUUUUCUUUUUUGUGUUAUAUUGAUAUUUUCCACACCUUCAGAACAAAGGUCAAGGCGUGUGUGACAGGAAAUAGAACUGUUUCAGUUUUCUUCACUAUUUGCCUUCUGUUCCUCUAUAUCUCUAAAGGAGAAGCAAUCUCCUCCUGCUUUUCUAUUAUUUUUAAAUUUUGUAUCCUCUUCGGUUUAUGAAAUGUAAUUUUGAUUUACAUUAUUUUAAUGAAUCUCUCAUUUCUCUGAAAAAUUACAUUUAAAUGUCUGGAAGGUUUCAUAGCAGUUCAGUGUUUUUAGUCAUUCCUGGUUGGCAGCCUUUUGUAAAGCACAUCAUAGAGUCAAAUUAGUUAUUCUUUAAUUCAGAUACUGCCUCCUUGUUAAACCAAUUUCUUAUUUCUAAUUUCCAUUGACAUAUAGGUCUUGAAUAUUAAUAUAUCUUCAUUUACACUGAACAAUUAUGUGCAUAUAAUCAUUAAAAUACCUUUUAUUUUAUACAUAUAUUUAUUUUUUAAAAAUAGAUCAGAUUAUACCAGUUCUUAGGUUGCAUGUGGAAAUUAUACAACUUGCAUGAAAUAUUUUCACCUAAAGAUAGACAAUAAGGUAAAAUAUCAUCAACUUUGUGAAAUUUCUUUUUUCCAUGUAUUCCUCAAGUAUCAGUAUAGUAACUGAAUUCAUAUUUUACAUUUAAAUAAUCAUGAGUAGAUUAUAAUGGGCAUGGAAUAAUUAUUGUAAUUCAUUCUACUAAAUGAAAAGGAUUGUUUGAAUGUAGGUUGGAUCUAUAUGCCUGGUCUCACCACUUUUCCUUUCUUUAGGGAUAUUAGGAGACACAAAUCAGUUAACUCACACUGUUGAGAGUGAAGUAUGUGGGCAAUGUGUAGGUUUGGCUAGAACAUCUGUGUCCCUUUGGGGGUGAUAACUGUGAUGAGAGGAGCAGCAGCAGCAAGGGCCACACCCUGUGCCUGUUGAAGUCUUCGGAGAACAUGUUUUAAGACCUUGAAAAUACUGAGAAAGGCAGAAGGGGAAGCAUUAGCUGUGUCUGCAGUACAGCAUAGUCACUUUACUGUCCAAGGUGCUAGCUCUGGCAACAUAGAUCUCAACAAGGGACUAUGAUAUCAGGCAAUGUUGUGAUCCACAACAUUGAAAAUUAAAAAAAGCAAGACCCACCCACCCCCAUUCUCACCCUCCUCUGCUUUCACUGGUCAGAUGAGAAAGUUGGGGUUCAGGCAUCUUAAUUACCUUCCCCAGUCUCAUGAGGCUCCAUUGUAAAGGAGGCAGAGCUUAAACUCGGAAUGACAUACGUUUUAACUUACAUCCAAGCAUAACAAUGACUCCUGGCAAAGACUUCCAAAAGAGAGGUUGUGACAUGUUCAUCAGAAAGUCAGAAGCUUGGAGUGAGCAUCUAGGAAUAGACAAGACUGGGAGACUCCUCUGUCCAAUAACCAGAUGGAAGUCCUGGGGCUUCUGGCUUCCAAGCCACCUUUCCAGCAUAUGGUAGGCAGGAGUUAAGGGAUAGAGAGACUUAUUGGAUAAUAUGUAAAGAUAAAUUAUUUUAUUGAUUGUUAAGAGAUAAAGAAGUAACAUCGCAGUUAUGUUUUUAUCAAUGCUUUAUAAAUUUACUUACUUUAAUUAAAACCUGUCCAGUUUCUAUUUUCUAAGACUGCUUAAAAAAAGAAUAGUAGUUAUGCCUUAGGAUUGCUUUAAUUGCUUCUAGUUGUGGGAAGUUUUGUGGAAAGACUUUUAUAUGUAAAUGUAUGCUACUUAGUUAAAUGAAAUUUAUUAAUUCAAGCCAGAACAAUACCAUCUUGUAUUGGUAAGAGGUAGUAGGUCCCUCCCCAUUAAUGUGUUCAAUUUAGAGAUAAUGCAAGUAUACCCAUCUACAGGUAAAAGUCAGGCUUCUAUAUCCCGUCAGAGCCAUUGUUUUAAGCAUUUUUGCAUUGGUUUAACAGUAAAAUUCUUUUUUGAUUCUACUGUAUUGUCACUGUGAAAUUUUACUUCACAUACAUAAGUAUAGCAAUCAUUUUGUGAAAAUAAACUUGCAGACCAUCUUCUAUUAAAAAUGUGUAAAUUUCAUUCUGUUCUAAUGUUGAAACUAAUUGUGGAUUUAUGGAAGGAUAAAUGAUAACAUUUUAACUGAACCAUUAGAACCCAUUUGGAAGAAAGACUGAAGUCAUUUUAAAAGUUCAUUUUGGAAAUAAGUAGUAUAAAUGAAAAAAAUAAUUUUACUUUGCUAGCAUGACUUUAGAAGUGGCUAUGUAUCUGGUGGUUAGCGUUGUGCCAUUUUGUAUACAUUCUUAUACAUGUUAGUUUAAAAACUGAAAAAUGUAUCCAUAUUUUUAAUAUGAAAAGUAAAAAAAAAAACUAAUAAAGAUUCUAAAUAUUUUCUCUCUCCAAAACAAACAACACAGAAAUAAUUCACACAUUAUUUAUAUUUUUAAAUCUAAUGACAUUUUGUUCAUUUUUAAUGUGUACAUAUGUUUUCAAAUUUAGUCACAACAAAUAUUAUGCUCUCAAAAAUACAAUAGUGUUUGGAAAGCUAGAAUUUGGAGUCCCGAUCUACUGUUCUGUUAAAAAAUAUUGUAAAAAUUGUAAAAUAAUAAAAAAUUAUAAACCUGAA